Exophiala xenobiotica is the source of this 909-nucleotide messenger RNA. RefSeq lists its product as uncharacterized. NCBI's taxonomy places the organism in Eukaryota, Fungi, Ascomycota, Eurotiomycetes, Chaetothyriales, Herpotrichiellaceae. The record is from RefSeq and is a predicted model, not a curated record. Bases 45 to 647 code for a protein of 200 amino acids. The transcript is spliced from 3 exons.
CGCGUUGUUACCUACGAUUGAUAACCUCAUUCAGCUCAACCAGAAUGUUACUCGACGAGGAUCCAGCUGCGCUCAUCCGCGCCACUGUCUCCAACUUCAACAUUGCACCGGACAAAGCCGCAUUGUCGCGUGUCAACGACUCCCUAUCUACACUACAACAAUCGCGAGAUCUACGUAUUCGAGAUGCAGACACAGUGCUGAGAAAACUGGCAAGGCAACUGGCAACUCUUGAAUCUCAGCGACGAGAAGUGCUCGCGGGCCAUGACAGCGGAAGGCACGCAAGCGAAAUUGUUCAGCUUGAUACCAAAAAGUUUAGGAUUGCAAAAUACGCAUCUGAGUUAGAAGCCGACAGUGAGAGGUUGGAAGCGGAGCUUGACAGACUAAAGCAGCGUCUGGCGGAUCUCGAAGAGCAGGGUGUAGAAGGGGACGAGAAUUCGCGGCGUGCGCGAGAGGCCGAUGAUCCCACAAUUCUGCGACUCUGGCUGUAUAGAUCCCUCGGAAUCACGCUCGAACAAGACGAAGCAGGCAACUACAACAAAGCCACCAUCGGAAACACAAAGAAAGGGGAUGUGCAUGUGGUAAACAUUGAUCCGAGAUUCUCAAAGUGGUUCUACGCAGACUACUUCUGGCAGACAAUGCAAGGAUAAGGCUGCUUUUUGCUUGAGAAAGAUUGCUUUUGAGCGUGGCGUUCCGGUUGAGUACCUAGGUACUGUGCCUUCACGGCAAUGAGUCUAUGACAGAAUAGCGCUUCCGACGUAAGAGUGGUUGACUCGACAGUCAGGGGAAGUUAUCCUAUCCACGCGGCUUCUUCGAAGCCUGUUUUGCCCUAAGUCACAAAUGGAAUUUCUAUCGAUGUCCCGUCAAGUCCUGCAAUAGCUGGAUAGACGCACAGCAACAGCCGCUUUCUGG